CAGAAGCAGCAGUAGAGUCGCCUGCUGAAGCUGCCGACAGGCAACAACAAACUGCGCGGAGGAAACCGAGAAGGGAAAAGAAGAGGAGAGACUGUCUCCGCCUAAAAAGUUCUGUUUGGUAUACGGGUGCUGAGCGCUCACAUCCUUCAGCAACAUGGGGGAACUCUUCAGAAGUGAGGAGAUGACCUUGGCUCAGCUCUUCCUCCAGUCAGAGGCUGCCUACUGCUGUGUCAGUGAACUGGGAGAGAUCGGGAUGGUGCAGUUCCGGGAUCUGAAUCCUGAUGUGAAUGUGUUCCAACGAAAGUUUGUCAAUGAAGUACGACGAUGUGAAGAGAUGGAUCGAAAACUGAGAUUUGUGGAGAAAGAAAUAAAGAAGGCCCACCUCCCAAUGGUCGACACAGGAGAGAACCCUGAAGUUCCCUUCCCGAGGGACAUGAUCGACCUGGAGGCCACAUUUGAGAAACUUGAAAACGAGCUGAAGGAAAUCAACACUAACCAAGAGGCGCUAAAAAAGAACUUCCUGGAGCUAACCGAGCUCAAGCACAUCCUGCGCCGCACUCAGCAGUUUUUUGAUGAGAUGGAGGAUCCCAGUUUACUGGAGGAAUCAUCCACCCUCAUAGACCCCAGUGAGAUUAACAGGGCUCCUCUCAGACUCGGAUUUGUUGCUGGAGUGAUUGGCAGGGAACGUAUUCCCACAUUCGAGAGGAUGCUGUGGAGAGUCUGCAGAGGAAAUGUUUUCCUGAGGCAGGCAGACAUUGAAGAUCCUCUGGAGGACCCGACUACGGGCGACCAGGUCCACAAGUCUGUCUUCAUCAUUUUCUUCCAGGGUGACCAGCUUAAGAAUAGAGUCAAGAAGAUCUGUGAGGGGUUCAGGGCAACCCUGUACCCGUGUCCAGAAACUCCCCAGGAGAGGAAAGAGAUGCUGGCAGGGGUGAACGCACGAAUUGAGGAUCUGCAAAUGGUGCUGAACCAGACUGAGGAUCACAGGCAGAGAGUCCUGCAGGCUGCAGCAAAGACAGUCAGAGUGUGGUUCAUCAAGGUGAGGAAGAUGAAGGCCAUCUACCACACCCUCAACCUCUGCAACAUUGACGUCACUCAAAAGUGUCUGAUCGCUGAGGUGUGGUGUCCCGUCUCCGACCUGGAUUCCAUCCAGUUUGCCCUGCGCAGGGGCACGGAGAAGAGCGGCUCCACAGUGCCUUCCAUCCUCAAUAGGAUGCAGACCAAGCAGACCCCACCCACCUUUAACAAGACCAACAAGUUCACUUCAGGCUUCCAAAACAUCGUGGAUGCCUAUGGAAUUGGCAACUACCGUGAGAUUAACCCAGCGCCAUACACCAUCAUCACCUUCCCCUUCCUAUUUGCUGUUAUGUUUGGUGACCUGGGCCACGGGGUGCUCAUGACGUGCGCUGCCCUCUACCUUGUGUUGAGAGAGAGCAGGCUGAUGGCACAAAAGAACGACAAUGAGAUGUUCAGCAUGGUGUUUGCAGGGCGCUACAUCAUCCUGCUGAUGGGAAUAUUCUCCAUCUACACUGGGAUCAUUUACAACGACUGCUUCUCCAAGUCCCUCAAUGUGUUUGGCUCUGGCUGGAGUGUCAGGCCCAUGUUUGAUGCUCGAGUAGGAGGAAACUGGACGUUUGCAACACUUGAAAACAGUAAAGUUUUGCAGUUGGACCCAGCUGUUGAUGGAGUGUUCAAAGGGCCAUACCCCAUUGGCAUCGAUCCGAUAUGGAACAUCGCCACCAACAAGUUGACAUUCCUGAACUCGUUUAAAAUGAAGAUGUCUGUUAUCCUGGGAGUCAUCCACAUGCUGUUUGGAGUCAGUCUCAGUCUCUUCAACCACCUGUAUUUCAAGAAGCCCCUGAACAUCUACCUGGGAUUCAUCCCUGAGAUUGUCUUCAUGGCCAGUCUGUUCGGCUACCUUGCUCUUCUAAUCUUCUACAAAUGGCUGUCAUACGAUGCACUGUCAUCCAGGGAGGCUCCCAGUCUCCUCAUCGCCUUUAUAAACAUGUUCCUCUUCAACUACAAUGACCCCAAUGUUAAACCUCUCUACAGGGGACAGAUGGCCAUUCAAUCACUCUUGGUGAUGAUCGCCUUGGCUUGUGUUCCCUGUAUGUUGAUAGUGAAAACUCUAGUUAUGAGGAGACAGUAUUUGUGGCGGAAAAACAUGGGUACACAAAACUUUGGAGGGAUCAGAGUGGGCAAUGGACCCACAGAGGAUGAGGCUGAAAUCAUCCAGCAUGACCAGCUGUCGCAGCAGUCAGAGGAGGAGCCUGAGGCCCGUGCAGAGGAAGAGUUUGACUUUGGAGAUGUGGCAGUGCAUCAGGCAAUCCACACCAUAGAGUACUGCCUGGGCUGUAUCUCUAACACUGCCUCUUAUCUGAGGCUUUGGGCCCUCAGUCUGGCUCAUGCUCAGUUGUCGGAGGUGUUGUGGUCUAUGGUGAUGCAUAUUGGCCUCUCCGCCACCAGCAAGCUCGGAGGCUUUAUUCUCGUAGCCAUAGUCUUUUACUUCUUUGCUGUCCUCACAGUGGCCAUUCUACUCAUCAUGGAAGGCCUGUCAGCCUUCUUGCAUGCACUGCGACUUCACUGGGUGGAGUUCCAAAACAAGUUUUACACAGGCCAGGGCUUCAAAUUCCUGCCCUUCACCUUUGAAAGCAUCCUUGAUGGGAGGUUUGAAGACUGAGAGCUGUAAUCUUGUCUUCCUCUGUCAUUAAUCUCUUGCGAAUUCAUGUAGUGUUGAAAAGUGAUUUUUCUGUGUGAUGCUGUUUUCCAUUUGAUGGAUGUUACCACAUCUACAUUAGUGACACUCCACUAGAGUAUAUCUGUCUGACUGAUAUCUAUUUCAAAGUUCUCGUCUCUCUUUAGGAUCAGUUUGUAAAUCUGGAACAUCCACUCUGAAUUAACGCUUCAUGUCUCCAUUCCUGGAUAAAAAAAGCAAUUUCUGUUAUGUAAUAUGUGUCUUGUUUUAGUGAAAUAAAUGUUGUUUCACUUGUUUUAUUUAGUUCAAUAUUAUUUAUGUAUUCUCCCCUUUAUUUCAUUCCCUAUAUGAAACAUGCAUUUUUUCCAAAUGGCAGUGUUGCACUAACAAACAGAAAUGAGGUCAGUUAGUUGCAAAUGCAUGGUGAGUAAAGGGACAGAAGUGUUUACUACUAGUUAUCUUUGUAUUUGUAUUGUCUUUAUGCAACAUCUUGUUCACAGAGAAUCUCUUUUCUCUUAAUGAUUUCAAACACACGCCCUCUUUGCACAUGCAGACCUCUCCUACACUGCUUACUGACCCCAUUAAAAAAAGAGCUGUGAAGGUCCAAAGGGAAUAGAGUUUAAAGUUAUCCAGUCAGUGCUUUGAAGAUGGGAGACACACUGACUGUUUAAUCCAAUGUCGUGCUCUAACAUUGCUAUCAUUGCCCUUUGUGUUUAGUGAUCAAUUUUCUUUAAGAAUCAAGCACAUGUCUAGUUGGUUUUGUUGUAUCUGGUGAUUUCAGGUGUUCAAAGUUAAAAAAAAAUGUCAUUGCCAUGCUUCAAAAGACAUGUACGAAAAGAAUGAUUCUUCAGAAAUCAUUUUCCACCUGCAUUUAUUGUGCAUUUCUUUCAAUAAAUUGAAAAGAGCUGGCUAAA
Labrus bergylta (ballan wrasse) is the source of this 3609-nucleotide messenger RNA. It is a transcript of the gene atp6v0a1a, whose product is annotated as ATPase H+ transporting V0 subunit a1a. Gene Ontology annotation, molecular function: proton-transporting ATPase activity, rotational mechanism; ATPase binding. Gene Ontology annotation, cellular component: vacuolar proton-transporting V-type ATPase complex; vacuolar proton-transporting V-type ATPase, V0 domain; plasma membrane. The record is from RefSeq and is a predicted model, not a curated record. Gene Ontology annotation, biological process: vacuolar acidification; proton transmembrane transport. Lineage: Eukaryota; Metazoa; Chordata; Actinopteri; Labriformes; Labridae.